Messenger RNA from Medioppia subpectinata, 465 nucleotides. The record is from the annotation of a GenBank genome assembly. Lineage: Eukaryota; Metazoa; Arthropoda; Arachnida; Sarcoptiformes; Oppiidae.
GAAUUGAAACUCGAUAUCCGAAUCGAUUUGGUGUCCAUUCCUUACAAUCGCGACUUCGGAACCGCUGAUAGUCUUCGGCUCAUCAAAGAUAAGAUCAAAAACGACGUCCUUGUGUUGAGUUGUGACACAAUCACUGACUUUCCCCUUAAGAGACUCAUCGACUUCUAUCGGAUCCAUAAUCCGACUCUUUUGGCAUUGAUUUCGUCGAUUCCUUAUAACAACGAGAACUCAAUUCCCGGCCGAAAAGGUCGCGAAAAGAUUGAGAAAGAUUUGAUUGGAAUCGACGCCCAAAAUGGCGAUCGACUCGUCUUCAUGAGCUCUGAAGCAGAUUUCGACGAAAGUGUUUCGUUCAGCGUUUCGAUGCUUAAGAAAUGUCCGCAAAUGACUAUCAAAAGCAAUUUACUGGACGCUCACAUAUAUCUUCUCAAGAAGUGGACACUUCGCUACUUAGAGGAGAAUACGUGA